Mesoplodon densirostris (Blainville's beaked whale) is the source of this 7020-nucleotide messenger RNA. It is a transcript of the gene ATP11A, whose product is annotated as ATPase phospholipid transporting 11A. Gene Ontology annotation, molecular function: ATP hydrolysis activity; magnesium ion binding; ATPase-coupled intramembrane lipid carrier activity. Gene Ontology annotation, biological process: phospholipid translocation. NCBI's taxonomy places the organism in Eukaryota, Metazoa, Chordata, Mammalia, Artiodactyla, Ziphiidae. The transcript has 30 exons. Bases 96 to 3515 code for a protein of 1139 amino acids. The record is from RefSeq and is a predicted model, not a curated record. Gene Ontology annotation, cellular component: trans-Golgi network; endoplasmic reticulum; recycling endosome.
CGGGGCGGGGCGCCCGGCCGCACUCGGGCCCGGGCUCAUGGGCGCGCCGAGCCGGGCUCGGGGGCGCUGAGAGGGCGGGCGCGGCCGGAGGAGCCAUGGACUGCACCCUCGUGCGGACGCUCGUGCACAGAUACUGUGCUGGGGAGGAGGACUGGGUGGACAGCCGGACCGUGUACGUGGGCCACCGCGAGCCCCCGCCGGGUACUGAGGCCUACAUCCCGCAGAGGUGCCCGGACAACAGAAUCGUCUCCUCCAAGUACACAUUUUGGAACUUCAUACCCAAGAACUUAUUUGAACAAUUCAGAAGAAUAGCCAACUUUUAUUUUCUUAUCAUAUUUCUGGUACAGCUGAUUAUUGAUACGCCCACGAGUCCAGUGACAAGUGGCCUCCCGCUCUUCUUCGUCAUCACUGUCACAGCUAUCAAGCAGGGCUACGAGGACUGGCUGCGCCACAAAGCCGACAGCGCCAUGAACCAGUGCCCCGUGCACUUCGUCCAGCACGGCCGGCUGGUGCGGAAGCAGAGCCGGAAGCUCAGGGUCGGGGACAUCGUCAUGGUCAAGGAGGAUGAGACCUUCCCCUGUGACCUGAUCUUCCUGUCCAGCAGCCGCGUGGACGGGACCUGCCACGUGACCACCGCCAGCCUGGACGGAGAGUCCAGCCACAAGACCCAUUAUGCAGUUCAAGACACAAAGGGGUUUCACACGGAGGAAGAUAUAGACUCUCUCCACGCCACCAUCGAGUGUGAGCAGCCCCAGCCCGACCUCUACAGGUUCGUCGGCCGCAUAAAUGUUUACAGUGAUCUGAAUGACCCCGUGGUGAGGCCAUUAGGAUCGGAAAACUUGCUUCUUAGAGGAGCCACGCUAAAGAACACUGAGAAAAUCUUCGGUGUUGCUAUUUACACGGGCAUGGAAACCAAGAUGGCGCUGAAUUAUCAGGCAAAAUCCCAGAAGCGAUCUGCUGUCGAAAAAUCAAUGAAUGUAUUCCUCAUCGUGUACCUCUGCAUCCUAAUCAGCAAAGCGCUGAUUAAUACCGUCCUGAAGUACGUGUGGCAGAGCGAGCCGUUCCGAGAUGAGCCGUGGUACAACCAGAAGACGGAGGCGGAAAGACAGAGGAACCCGUUUCUCAGAGCCUUCACGGACUUCCUGGCCUUCAUGGUUCUCUUCAACUACAUCAUCCCCGUGUCCAUGUACGUCACCGUGGAGAUGCAGAAGUUCCUCGGCUCCUACUUCAUCACCUGGGACGAAGAAAUGUUUGACGAGGAAACGGGGGAAGGGCCUCUGGUCAACACCUCGGACUUAAACGAAGAGCUAGGACAGGUGGAGUACGUGUUCACGGACAAGACGGGCACCCUCACCGAGAACAACAUGGAGUUCAAGGAGUGCUGCGUGGAGGGCCACGUGUACGUGCCGCACGCCAUCUGCAACGGACAGGUGCUCCCCGCCGCCGCCGCCAUCGACAUGAUCGACGCCUCCCCGGGCGCCGGCGGGCGGGAGAGGGAAGAGCUGUUUUUCCGGGCCGUCUGUCUGUGCCACACCAUCCAGGUGAAGGACGACGACGAGGUGGACGGGCCCAGGAAGUCGCCGGACUCAGGGAAGCGCUGCGCGUACAUCUCGUCCUCGCCUGACGAGGUGGCUCUGGUCGAAGGCAUCCAGAGAUUGGGCUUCACGUACCUGAGGCUGAAGGACAAUUACAUGGAGCUGCAAAACAGGGACAAUGACAUUGAGAGGUUCGAAUUGCUGGAAAUUUUGAGCUUUGACUCAGUAAGAAGGAGAAUGAGUGUAAUUGUCAAAUCUGCUACAGGAGAAAUUUAUCUGUUUUGCAAAGGAGCAGAUUCCUCAAUAUUUCCCCGAGUGAUAGAGGGCAAGGUGGACCAGAUCCGAUCCCGAGUGGAGCGCAACGCAGUGGAGGGGCUUCGGACCUUGUGCGUUGCCUACAAAAGGCUCAUCCAAGAAGAAUAUGAAGGCAUCUAUAAGCUGCUGCAUGCUGCCAGAGUGGCGCUUCAAGAUCGGGAAAGGAAAUUAGCAGAAGCCUAUGAGCAAAUAGAGAAAGACCUUAUCCUGCUCGGUGCGACGGCCGUGGAGGAUCGGCUGCAGGAGAAGGCGGCCGACACCAUCGAGGCCCUGCAGAAGGCGGGCAUCAAGGUGUGGGUGCUCACGGGUGACAAGAUGGAGACAGCGGCCGCCGCCUGCUAUGCCUGCAAGCUCUUCCGCGGGACCACGCAGCUGCUCGAGGUCACCACCAAGAGGCUGGAGGAGCACAGUCUGCACGACGUGCUCUGCGAGCUGAGCAAGACCGUCCUGCGCUGCAGCGCCAGCCUGACCCGGGACAACAUCUCAGGACUCUCAACCGACAUGCAGGACUACGGUUUAAUUAUUGAUGGCGCCGCGCUGUCCUUGAUCAUGAAGCCACGUGAGGACGGGAGCUCCAGCCACUACCGAGAGCUCUUCCUGGACAUCUGCCGGAACUGCAGCGCCGUGCUCUGCUGCCGGAUGGCGCCCCUGCAGAAGGCCCAGAUUGUUAAAUUAAUCAAAUUUUCAAAAGAGCACCCUAUCACUUUAGCGAUUGGUGACGGCGCAAAUGACGUCAGCAUGAUCCUAGAGGCCCACGUGGGCAUAGGCAUCAUUGGGAAAGAAGGUCGCCAGGCUGCAAGGAACAGUGACUAUGCGAUACCGAAAUUUAAGCAUUUAAAGAAGAUGCUGCUCGUUCAUGGGCACUUUUACUAUGUUCGGAUAUCAGAGCUUGUGCAGUACUUCUUUUAUAAGAAUGUCUGCUUCAUUUUCCCUCAGUUUUUAUACCAGUUCUUCUGUGGGUUUUCACAACAGACCCUGUAUGACACUGCCUACCUGACGCUGUACAACAUCAGCUUCACCUCCCUCCCCAUCCUGCUGUACAGCCUGAUGGAGCAGCACGUCGCCAUGGACGCGCUCAAGAGAGACCCUGCCCUCUACAGAGACAUCGCCAAGAAUGCUCUCCUCCGCUGGCGGGUGUUCAUUUACUGGACGUUCUUAGGCGUGUUCGAUGCUCUGGUGUUUUUCUUCGGUGCUUACUUCAUGUUUGAAAACACAAGCGUGACCAGCAACGGACAGAUGUUUGGGAACUGGACCUUCGGGACGCUGGUGUUCACGGUGAUGGUGUUUACGGUCACCCUGAAGCUGGCGCUGGACACACACUACUGGACUUGGAUAAACCACUUUGUGAUCUGGGGAUCACUGCUGUUCUACGUCGUCUUCUCCCUCCUCUGGGGAGGAAUUAUCUGGCCAUUCCUCAGUUAUCAAAGGAUGUACUAUGUGUUCAUACACAUGCUGUCCAGCGGCCCCGCCUGGCUGGCCAUCGUCCUGCUCGUCGCCGUUAGCCUCCUUCCCGACGUCCUCAAGAAAGUGCUGUGCAGGCAGCUGUGGCCCAGCGCCACCGAGAGAGUCCAGAGGAGCUCGAGCCGCCGAGCCCCGGCCGACGCCGCGCCGAGCCCUGACCGGCCUCUCCUGAUGGACCCCGAGCCGCGGCCGAGGCGCGAGUAGCUGGCGGAUAGACCGCGUGCUUGGCGUCAGGACCACCUCUCGGGAGUCACCCCCUUGCCUCUCUGUAGACCCCAGCCCUGGGCAGCGCUCUGGGAGGGCGGGGGGCGCCAGGCCCCCUCCUGCUCAGCCUCUCCCACCCCCCGCGUCCCCACCCGGCUACAGACCCUGCUCCCGUGGCCCGAGGGGAGACCGGAUGCACGGAUCACGGGUCCAGCCGCUAAGAGCCGUACGGUGAAGGGGACAGGACAGGCGUCUCCAGGCGGCGACUAGGCAGGACGCACGCGAGCCCUCGGUGCGCCCCCUGGGAGCAGGAGGACGUCUGCGGGGGAUCGCGGUCCCCGCCCCGGGUGCGGCCGCACCGCGACCUCCUGGGAAGCACAGCUGAGUCUUGCAGGCGGGGUGGGGUCUGGCUCCUCCUCCCGGGCCCCAGAACCUCUGCUUUCGGAACCAGCCCACGGACACCUCAGGACCGGCACCCCUCCAUCCGGUCCGUCCGCUGCUGGCGCCAGGACCUGCGGUAGCGAGGCUGACCGUGGACGUGUCUGGUCCCACGUCCCUUCCUCCACGGGGCUGGGGCCUGUGUGCUUCGGCACCGCCUUCUGCCUCCCCCCAGCUGCCUCUGCGAAGAGGGGAACCUGUCCAGUAAAGCUUCCGGCACAGGUUCCGGGCGAUUCAUCUUCCCGCUCCGAGGAUGCGGCUCACCGGGGUGCCCUUGCUGCGAAAUGCCCGUUUUGGGGGUUGAGGGGAAGGGUGGGGUCUGGGUGCCCGAGGCCGGCCUCUGGUUGUGGGGCUCAGGCCCCCAUUAAGAGUGGUCAGUCUCCCAGGCGGUGUUGUCCCCCAGAUCUGUGUCAGGCCCACAGGUCUGACAAGGUGGCCUGGGCGACCUGAAAAGCAAUAUCGCUGCCCUCGCCGCCACCGCGCUGGCUCUGACCAAACCCUGCUCUGCCGGGGGUCCGAUCCGUGUCUCCUUGAGGGGGUGAACCGUCAGAAGGCAGCUGUGCUGCAAACUCCCCGUGAAUUUCCUGUACCAGUAUCUUAUUUCUAGAACUAACCCGUUCGACAUAGCCUUAAUAGUCCGUAAAGAAGACAUUUCAGUUUGAGAUUCAGAGGGUAAAACCAGUGGCUUUUUAGGAAAGGGUCACCCAGAAGCUAAACAUUGCCCCCGCUGGAUGCAUGGGUGGUGUAUAGGGAUGUUGGGAGUGAACACUGAGUCAACUUCCGAGAUGCUCGAUGUUAGGGGUUUCGGGAAGUUCAAAUUUCAGUUUGAUUGUAUAAUGUCCACCUAUAAACUAUUUGUUUAAACGAGGGGAUAAGUUAACAGCAAGAACAAGGGUACACAGGUAGUCGGGGUGAAGCAGGUGAAGUAUAAACAUACCAAAGACUAGGAUGAUGGACGUGGGGCUUCCAGUGAGACGGGGAUGGGAGGGCGUGUCUGUCCGAGGGUCCUCCAGCCUCCACCCCGCCCUCUGUCACUCACGCUCCAUGUCCAGGGUGUGGUCCACACUAGACCCUGCAAACAAUGGUGUGUGCAUUUUUACAGUCGUUUUUAAGAACCUAAAAUGGGUAUAAAUGUAAUACAUGUGGGGGACAGAUUCUCUGUACGUUGAGUUAACAAAUUGUUUGUAAUGUAUUUUUUUAGAAAUCUUAAAAUUCCCUUUGCACUGAAGUAUUUUCAUAGCUGUUUUAUUUGUUAAUGUAUCAUAUCUAAUUUUUAAAGUAUGUUUUUAAAGCUUUUAUUUUUUAAGUUGAUGACAUUUUGGCCACUUUAUAUUUGAAUUCUGAUGAACAUUUUGGCUGAAUGUCUCAAUAUCUGAUGAAUGUGAAUUUUCAGAUUUGAUUUUAUUCUCUACACCUGUUUAUUUUUGGUGUUUCUGGCGGUAGUGAGUAGCUAAAAGGCAUAUUUAGAGUAUGAUAAUUUGCUAUGCUCUUUCUUCACAGUUCAUUGCCAUUUCCUCUGCUUCUUAUUUGGUUUUUCAUUUCCUUCAGCCUUAAAAUAGAAGCUUCUUGACGGUUCUGUGUCCUCUUUUUGCCUGUAUUGAGAUGGUUACCAUUUACCUCGGAUAAGUCAAGUCUCCUUAUGAAAGUUACUGACCUUUACAUGCUCCAAAAAGUCUUUUUAAAAUUGUUUGGGAAAUUAUUAAGUGACUGUGCCUGAUAAUUUGAAAUAGGCGAGGGGCAUGAGAUCAAAAGUAAAGUCAAAGGAGGGACGGAAGAACCCACCGAAGUGACAUUGCAGACAAGACAGUGAGGUUCCCACCUGACAGUGGGCAGUACUUACUUGCCUUACACUAACCUUAAAACAAGUAAUUUAAGCAUUUUCCUUAGUUUCGAAAAUCUUACAGCUGUACGUUAAUCACUUAUUAACAUUUCCCCCGUUGGUCCAGAUGUCUGGCUCCUGACCCACACGCCAUCCCCCAAAGCAAGCUCUCUGUAGGCCGUGUUGCUCCGGCCACCUCCCUGCUCCUGCUUUCAGCUCCCGGCCCACCGAGGCCGCAGGUGCACACACAUCCCACGUCCUAAGGGGACCCUGCGGGGGGCCUCUGAGCCCCACCCUCAGGACAGGUGGCUGCCAGCAGCCCUCGGACCCUCCCAGCUGCAGCAUCCCUGUGUCCGGAGCUGGGAGUAAAGACCCUCUCUUGACAACUCCUGUUAGAAUCCAAAUCAGCCCAUUCCUGUGCCCUUGAUUCCAGGGGGUGAACACAGACCAAAUGACCCGCGCCCCCCUCCCCCGAGGGGGGCCAUGGCCCCGUGAGACCCACUGGUGGCAGUGCUGGGCCGCGGGAGGAGCCCAGGAACGCCACCUUCUGCAGUAGCAGGUUUAUAGAAGCAUAGUUUGGCCUGGUGAGAUUUUGCAGCUUUAACUACAGAACUGCCUUGCACACGCUGUGUAACUAUUCUUAAGUUCAUGGGCAUCAACCAAAAGUUCAGGGCAACCUAAGGGAAGUUUCCGGCCUUUUUCUUUAAAACCACUAAGUUCAUCUGUUUUGCACUAUUAAUGAUGUAAUACAACCACUUCUGCUUUAUCUUAAAAUUAAGGGUAUUUAUUUGACAACUCAGUGUAACAGCUUGCUCUGCACUUUCUUUUGGAAGUUUCCCAUUUGUAACUUUAAAAACAGGAAAAAUGUCAGCUGGCAAAUGCAUUCUUUUUUUCUUUUUUUUUUUUUUUAGUUAGAGGGUAGGUGAAGGGGUGAGAAUCAUUCUGAUUGUCUAUAAACAAAGCUUUAAUGAAAAUGUGUCAGAGUAUUAUUAAAGUGUGAUUCUACUUUUGCAGAAAAAAAUCUAAAGAUCAGUUUAUAUAGCUUUAUUUUUUACCUUAUCGAAAUAUACAGAAUUUUAAUAUGCGUAUAUUGUCUCUGACUUAAAGUUAUAAUGUGUGUCUGCAUUGCUGUUUAAAAUGUCCAUUCAUUAUGUAAUGUAAUUAAAGAGAAUCUUCAAAAAUGUAUUUAACAUGAAAGUUAUCUCUAGGUGUUGUCAUCAUAAAUACUGGAAUUUAUUUUUAAAUUAU